This is a messenger RNA of Durusdinium trenchii, 600 nucleotides long. The record is from the annotation of a GenBank genome assembly. Lineage: Eukaryota; Dinophyceae; Suessiales; Symbiodiniaceae.
AUGGCGAGACUGGCUUGGAAGGAGCUGCGUCCAGGCCUCAUUCAUGAGGUUUGUCAACCAGGACUUUCUCCGCUCUCGGUGGUUCGACAAGAUGAGGCAGCAAUCCAGCGCCUGAGAGCUGCAGCAGAACGCUUGACAAGCAGUGAGCCUUUUGAGUGUGCUCGCUGGGCAUCGAUCUUGGAUUUGCAAGGUCGACACGUUGAAGCUCAACAAGUCCUGAAGGAGCGAUGCGCAAAUGAAGCCAGACCAGGGCAUUUUGGAGCAAUUCGUCUCUUGACACAUAUGAUUCAGCGUCAUGUACAAUGGCAAGCGGAGCGAGCUCGUCUGGAGCAGGAGAACAGGCCCAGCAAGGUUGUUCCAGUGGAAAUCCUGCCGGCAGAAGUUUCUCGAGAAGAGCUCUGGAAAAAGUUUGUCCAACCAGGAGUUCCGUGCGUGAUUCGUGGUGCGGGAGUGGCUUCAUUUCGGACCCUUGAUGAUUUGAAAGCCAUAAGCAAGGCACAGGUGCCUGUUCGUGGCUGUGACGAAGCUUCAGCAAAGUGGGCUCGCUUGGAGUUUGUGGGCGUGAAGCGCUUCGAUGAAUUUCUGCAAGUAUCGACCUGA